CACCUUCUGCCUCGGAAGUGCAUCAUGGACCGGGUCCAAGUCCAGCGGGAUCUUGCGGAGAUGAUGAUAGUCAUCCGCCGCCGAAGAAUUGUUAUCGUCUCGUUAUGCUGGGGUCUGCUCGUGCGGGAAAAACGUCUCUCGUGGCAAGAUUUCUCGGCGGCAAGUUUGAGGACUCGUACACGCCAACCAUUGAAGAUUUUCACCGGAAAUUGUAUCGCAUACGGGGCGAAGUGCAUCAACUGGAUAUUUUAGAUACAUCCGGCAACCAUCCGUUUCCUGCCAUGAGACGACUAUCAUUUUUAACAGGGGAUAUCUUCGUUUUAGUUUUUAGCAUGGAUUCGCGCGAAUCAUUCGAGGAAGUACAAAGACUGAGAGAACAGAUUCUGGAGACGAAAUAUAGUGCAUCUCUGCCACAAACACAAGGCACGAAAGUGAAAAAAGUCAUACCGAAAGUGCCGAUGGUGAUUGCCGGGAAUAAGUGCGACAAGGAUAUGAAAACGGUCACCGUCGAAGAAGUCGAAGCCUACGUAAAUUCGCAAGACAAUUCGUGCGCCUUCGUCGAAACAUCGGCAAAGAAAAAUCUGCAUGUCGACGAUGUCUUUUACGAGCUCUUCAACGUGGCUAAUUUGCCGCUCGAGAUGGCACCGAAUCACCAUAAACGCGUAACCGCCGCCUUUGGAUCGCCGUGCACGUUGCCGCCCACGCAGCACAGCAACACGCGCACCAAGAAGGCGCUCAGCAUAAAGCGUAAGUUAAGUGAUGCGUGUGGUGUUGCCGUUCAUGUUCGACGUCCUAGCAUUCGGACAGACCUCAUGAUAAUGAAAACCAAAACGAGUUCAUUGGGUGACGGAUCCAGUUCGAGUGCCAGCAAUGCAUUUAACUUCAGUAAAUUAAGUAGAACAACAACGGCUAAUUGCACGAUACAGUAA
Molecule: messenger RNA, 929 nt
Organism: Culicoides brevitarsis
Lineage: Eukaryota; Metazoa; Arthropoda; Insecta; Diptera; Ceratopogonidae
Product: dexamethasone-induced Ras-related protein 1
Exons: 4
Coding region: 105-929 (274 amino acids)
Biological process (GO): signal transduction
Molecular function (GO): G-protein beta-subunit binding; GTPase activity; GTP binding
Source: RefSeq, a predicted model, not a curated record